GGGGCACGGGCACGGGCGGCGGGAGGCCGGGAAGCGGCUACGGCGGCCCGAUUGUUACCGCACAAGGCUGUCAGCCGCCGUCGACCCCCGGCCUCCAGCUCCCGCCUGCGCUCUCGAGCCCACCGCUUCCUGGGAGCCCUCCAGGACUGCUACUCCCGCGAACCUGCCGCCGCGACUGGUCGGGAGAUGACAGUCUGUCUGCAAUCACCUUUGACUCUGAUUUGGAGCUGAAGACAAAGUGGAAAGGUUUGCACAGACCUCCUCCCACAUCACCAAAGUCACCUUAUUAUUCUAAACCAAGGAAAGUGGCAUCGUGGAAUAGAUCUGUCAGGACCUCUGGGAGUAUGCCGCUGAGCUGCAGGAUGUCCUUAACCCCACAGAAGCUGUGGCUGGGAACUUCAAAGCAAGGUCACGUCCCUGGAACUGCUGUCUACAGAGAGAAAGAAGACAUGUAUGAUGAGAUUAUUGAGUUGAAGAAGUUAUUACACACACAGAAAAGUGACGUGGAUCUAAUGAGAACAAAACUCCGACGCAUGGAAGAGGAAAAUAAUAGAAAGGACCGGCAGAUAGAACAGCUCUUAGAUCCAGGCCGAGGCCCGGAUUUUGUUCGCACGCUGGCAGAGAAAAGGCCUGACACUGGCUGGGUCAUCAACGGGCUGAGACAAAGGAUCUUCCGGCUAGAGCAGCAGUGCAAGGAGAAGGACAGUGCCAUCAACAAACUGCAGACGGACGUGAAGACCACCAACCUGGAGGAGAUGAGGAUUGCCAUGGAGACCUACUAUGAGGAGAUCCAUCGUCUCCAGGCGCUCUUGGCAAGUUCAGAAGCCACAGGAAAGAAGUAUGCUCCUGUUUGGCCUCCACUGGUGGAGAAGAAGGUGGGUGUGAGGAGGCAGAAGAAGAUGAGCAGUGCCCUCCUGAACCUGUCCCGAAGUGUUCAGGAGCUGACCGAAGAGAACCAGAGCUUGAAGGAGGACCUGGACCGUGUACUCAGCAACUCCCCGACCAUCACCAGAGUGAAGGGUUACUUGGACUGGAGCAAGCCCCGGCUGCUGAGACGCAUUGCAGAGCUGGAAAAGAAACUAAAUUCAGUGGCAAGCUCAAAAUCGUACACUUCAGAGCUGGUCAAGUCAAAUCCCAAUGGCCCGGCUCCCAAGCAACUGGGAAGGGAUGGGCAGGAGGAACAGGAGCACCUUCAGGGGACAGUGAAGAGCCUGAGGGAAGAGCGGAGCAAGCUACAGGCCCAGCUGUUGGAAAAAGAUAAAGAAGUGAGGCAGUUGCUGCAGGCCAAAGCUGAGCUGGAGAAGGAGCUGGAGAGUGCAAGGGAAGCUCAGAAGGAGCAUCAGGAACAAGAGCAGGCCUUGAAACAGGAAAUCCAAACACUUAUCAGCAAGUGCCAAGAGCUAGAAGAAUCCAAGAAAGAAGAGAAGGUUGCAAGCAGUUGUUCCCUAGAGGCUCAUGGAGCACGCUGCACGCCCCCUCCAGGCAGCAUAGCCUCUCAGCGGGACUCCAAUUCCAAGGAAGAAGGCAGCUCCUGGUCACCCACCAGCACUGACAGGAGGAGAGAGGCAGCUGCCAGGACCCUACAGGCCCACUGGAAGGCCCGGGCGCUUGCGAAAAAAAAGGCUGCCAUGGAUGAGGUGGCCGUCGUGCUCCAGGCAGCUUUCAGGGGACAUCUAACGCGAGCCAAGCUGUUAGCAAGCAGAGCACAUGGUCUAGAACCACCCAGCCGACCAGGUUGCCCCGACCAGGGUUCCCCUACACCGUUUGUCCUGAGCCCUAUCACCCAGUCCAAGGGCAGCCCAGAGCAGGAGGAAGCUGUCACCUUCAUCCAGUCUGUCCUCCGGGCACACCUGGCCAGGGCCAGGCACAGCACCACCAGCAGAACCACUGGCACCAGGUCCAGCAGAGCGACCACUGCCACCGCUGAAACCUCUCCACCCUGCCUCGAAGCUUCUCCUGGUAAGGAGGACAGCGAAGCCAGUGAUGGGAUGGCUGCAGAGGACAAGCCAGGGGAAUCAGCUGGCCUGCAGCUCCACUCUGCAGAGCCCUAUCCCUUGGGGCUGCAGCCCACAGUAGCCCUACCUGUGGAUGAUGUCUACUCCGAUGACUCUGAUGACAUUGUCAUUAUGCCAGCUCUGCCCACAAAGAAGAGUCCCUCCCCAUUCUAGACCCCUAAUCGCUAUCUCCAAGUGAUGCUCACCAGGGGAAAGAAUAGAGCCGCUCUAGAGGACGUGAUAACCAAACUGGAACCCUCAUGUCUUACUGGGGAAGACCCAUCCCUCCUGAACACCUUGGCUUGGCUUUGCUUGUCCAUCUGAGAAGUCCUGGUGGCCUUUCACCCUCUGGGGGAGGCCACUCUCUUGCAUCACUCUGUCCUGUCGUCUCCAGUCCAUGUGGCUUUUAGGGACAACAAACACAUCUGCCAUGACCCAGGGGCAGCUGGAGAGCUCUAGAGACGUGAUCUUCCAGCAAUGUAUUGUUGACCUUGACCUGUGAGGAGACCCUGUUCAGGAGCCAGCGGGGCACUGAGUCCUCACCCUGUGACACCAUGGCCACCAGGGCUGAGCUCACCCAGUGGCCUAACAGAAGCACUGUCCCCACAGCCACCCUUCCCAGGGAGGGGUUCGGUGGGAUUGGUCGCUGGAGGAUCCAACACUGCCAAGCCCGGGCAGUGACCAAAGAGCAAUGGCACAUGAUCCCCUGGCCCAGUGCAGGUGCCAUAACCUCCAGGGUCAACCUGGGUAGGGCUGGGAGUUGGGUGAGAGGAGGCAGGCUGGAGUCUCAAGGUGGGUCUGCAUUCCACUGUGGGGCAAGGAGCAGCACUGCAACCCUCAGUGUGCUAAGGCCGCUGUGGGCAUGCUGGCCCCUUCAGCAGCAGCAUCCCAGGCAACUGUGCAGCACCUUUGAAGACCCACAGCUUCAGUCUGUCCCUUGUCCUGCCAUGAGGUGAACCCCAGAUGGGCCAAGAUGAAGGGCUCCGGCUUGAGCAGAGUUUCAGCAUGUCCAGGUGCAGGAACAACCUAAGCAUCCUUGGUAGAAUCCUGUGGGAGUGCAGCCUCAGCCCAGCACUUGAGGUACAGGACUUCUCCCCAACAUCAGCCGUCGUCCAAGGAGAGAGCCCCUUCAGGACCAUUCAACCCCUCCAGAGCCUCCUCCCCCAGCACCCCUAAGCCUCUUCACAGCAGCCUUCCUAUGUGCAGCAUGGGGCAGCCUGAGCUGGCACAAGGGUUGCUGCCCAGCCCCUCUCCACCCAGCCCCAUGGUGGGCAGAAUAACUGCAGACCCCUGGCAGGUUUGAUUUCCAUACUGGGUCUGUGGCUGCCCCCAUUAAUUUUCUCCUCCCUACUAAACUGACUGGGUUGUGUGUAUCUGAGGGGCCCUCUGUACCAGCCUUCCUUUCACUCCUUGCGUCUGCUCGCUGGUGAUUCACACCAUCUGUCAGGGCCGCCCACUAAAGCACAAGAGGAUGGUACAGGUGACCCCUGUCUCUGUACACUGGCCAGGGUAGUCCUUGGAUCUGUGACUCGCCACUAGCAGAAGGCAUUUCUGUGUUACAGUUCAUCAGAACUGCAGCCCGAGUUCUAGGUUGAGGGAAGAUGGGGUGGGGACAUUCCUGCCUCAGGCCAGCCAAGCACGUCAGCCUCAGGAGAGGCUACAGAGCACAAAGCAGGACUUCAGCUUGGGCAGUGUCUGUACAUCAAGGCUAUUCUCUGCACAUGGUGACCUACCAGUAUGUAGAGCUGAAGACAAGAUCCAUAUUGAUCCCUGGACUUGAGUUUUCCAAGAAAAUACCCAAGAAUUGUAAAUAUGUACAUUUUUUCCUGCCUGCCUCUUUUGAUGGGACAUUGCUCAUCUAUUAAAAGAAACAUUCUGUCUUGAA
This is a messenger RNA of Fukomys damarensis (Damara mole-rat), 3879 nucleotides long. It is a transcript of the gene Iqce, whose product is annotated as IQ motif containing E. Lineage: Eukaryota; Metazoa; Chordata; Mammalia; Rodentia; Bathyergidae. The record is from RefSeq and is a predicted model, not a curated record. Gene Ontology annotation, molecular function: protein binding. Bases 345 to 2168 code for a protein of 607 amino acids. The transcript is spliced from 22 exons.